Molecule: messenger RNA, 2139 nt
Organism: Paracoccidioides lutzii Pb01
Exons: 4
Coding region: 1-2139 (712 amino acids)
Biological process (GO): endocytosis; intra-Golgi vesicle-mediated transport; endoplasmic reticulum to Golgi vesicle-mediated transport
Cellular component (GO): Golgi apparatus
Molecular function (GO): GTPase activator activity; protein binding
Source: RefSeq, a predicted model, not a curated record
AUGACUUCAGCUCUGAGUAAACGCCAACAGGCACGCAAUGAGAGAGCCCUGCAGGAAUUGAUUACAACGGUUCCCGGCAAUGAGCGGUGUGUUGACUGUCAAGCGAGGAAUCCAGGAUGGGCUAGCUGGAAUCUGGGCGUGUUCCUGUGCAUGCGAUGCGCUGCGCUGCACCGCAAGUUGGGCACGCAUAUAUCAAAGGUGAAAUCGUUGAGCAUGGAUAGCUGGUCAUCAGAUCAGGUGGAUAAUAUGAGAAAAAAUGGCAACCUCGUUGUGAACAAAAUAUACAACCCGAGAAACGUCAAACCUCCUAUCCCAAUUGAUGUAGACGAGGCUGACUCUGCAAUGGAGAGGUUCAUCCGCCAAAAAUAUGAAUCGAAGGUAUUGGAGGAUGGACGACCAAAGCCCCCCAGCCGACAUGACCCCAGCUACACCUCCACGAAAGCACGUGUAGAGUCGCCUCCACCUCUACCUCCAAAAACGGGAAGGCGGUUUGGUUUUGGUCUGCGGUCCGCCCCUUUUUACAGCACCUCCGCCCAAUCAGAACAAAUAUCUCCUCAAGUUGACUACACCUUUUCGUCAAACAGACAAUCUAGAAGCUUUGGAGCCAGCGUUGUUGAUAGAGGUGGAACAUUCGAGUCAAAACUAGAGGCGUUACGAGAAUUGGGAUUUCCAGAUAACAAGCGCAAUGCGACGAUCCUGAAAGGGAUGAAUGGGAAUAUGGAUAAAACUAUCGAGUCAUUGGUUAGGCUGGGAGAAGGGGUUGAUCCUCGUCCAAGAACCCGGGCUCCGGUCCCGAAGUCGACACCUACGAGUUCGCAAUUCUCAGAGCCAACAAAAAGCGCCAAGUCCGCCGUAUCCACUAAUCCAUUUGAAAAUCUGGAUUCUGCUCCGUCGCGUGCAAGAUCUAGCUAUGCGGGUAGUCAGGUUGAACCGCAACGCCACAACGCCAACGGUGGCACAUCCUACAAUCCCUUUGAUUCUCUAUCGCAACCCGCUCCAUCACAAUCCACCUUGUCUUUAGACCAGUCCUUCCAACAACUCCAGGUGUCACAGCCUUUAUUCCCAAAUACUACAGGCGGAUACCCGAGUCAACAAGGGCAGUUGCCGUUGCAGAGAUAUCAGCAAUCUAUGACACCCCCAGUCACCAUGUUACCACAAAACGUGCUUACUGCAUCGCCAAUGCCCAUGAACGACAAUUAUAAUCCAUUCUUCCAAAAUGAUCAGGUUCCGCAGCAAAAUACAACCAAUAACUCCUAUUUGGGCCAGUCACAGAGUCUUUCACCCACCAAUCCAUUUUUCAGUACGGCUGGUCAAAUCCAAGUUCCUCAGUCGCAAAUUCCUGCCUCGGCCUACAGCCCUGGCAAUUCCAAUCAAACUGAAAUGCCGCAAUUUCAACGUUUCAACACCAUGCCAAUCCUUCCCCUGCGAUCCCAAUUCUCGCAGCAACAAGAGCAGCCACAGCAGCAGCCUGUACCGCCUCCGCAACAACCGCAACAACUGCAGCAACAUUUCAUCCAGCAAGACCAUCAAGGACCCUAUAAUCCUUUCGCCACUUCAGCUGUCGCACCGAUGCCACCCUACCAACCUCAAUUCACCCCUGGGACGCAACAAUUUCCCAUCCCCCAACAAACGGGCAAAAUCGACAAAACCAGCAUCCUCGCGCUAUACAAUUUCUCUCAACCCCCACCCACAAUCCCCGAAAAACCCUUACAACAAUCAACCCCUGAUCUCUCCACCGCCGACCCCACGCAACCCCAAUUCCAAACCCAGCCCCCCACAGGCAUCCCCGUACAACAACAAAACCCUAGUUCACUCCUCAACCCCUCCCAGUCCACGAACAGGAACCCAUAUCACAUCGUCCCUCCAAACCCCAUCACAAAUGGCAUGGCCACUACAUCUGUACCUUCCAUGCCCCUUUCCCAAGCCGUAAUGGGCGCGAAAUCGCAAAUGGGAAAUACACCUGCGGGAGGUGGAGGUGGAGGAGGGGGUGGUGGAGUAGGAAUUGCGGGGAGAGGAACUGGAAAUCCGUUCCCUGCAAGAUCACAUAUGAGUCAGGCGAGUGUGGAUAUUGGCGGCAUGCAGAAUGGUCGACAUAGUCCGGAUAUAUUUGCGAGUUUGAGUUCGAGGUAUGUGCAGUGA